This is a messenger RNA of Alternaria rosae, 2016 nucleotides long. RefSeq names its product gram-negative bacteria-binding protein 1 precursor. Gene Ontology annotation, biological process: carbohydrate metabolic process. Lineage: Eukaryota; Fungi; Ascomycota; Dothideomycetes; Pleosporales; Pleosporaceae. The record is from RefSeq and is a predicted model, not a curated record. Gene Ontology annotation, molecular function: hydrolase activity, hydrolyzing O-glycosyl compounds. Bases 381 to 1814 code for a protein of 477 amino acids. The transcript has 3 exons.
AAGACCGUGACCAGCGACUGGGAUGAAACUGCCAUGGGCGCUGCCCGCCCCUUGCACUUGCAGAAGCCAUCACGUCGAGAACGGCAGAUACGCCUAGAGCCUGUUGACUGUUCUAAAUCUAGGCUUUUGGAAUCCGUGAACCUCGCUCUUCCCGACGCCGCUUCAGCCUACUAUCGAUUUAUCGGUGCCGCAUACUCAGCGCGGCGCUGGCUCGGCUUGUGGUAUCGAUACUUCAGCUCCCAACAACGUCCCCUGCGUUUUUUUGUGUACUCUUCUAAUCUCCUUAGACGAGGUCGCGUACGGCAAUAAACUACCUUGCCCAUCGCUAACACUUUGGCAUUUCUAUUCCGCUUUUGAUACCUUCGUUCUACAGUACGACAAUGCCUUCAUUCUUUAAACGCAACAAGAAGGCCAGUCCUGAGGAGGACGCACCGCCUCAGGCUCAUUCUCAAGAUGUCCCAGACCUUCCUGCCGGCAUGUCACAAAGGAUGCGUCCUGAGUCCUCGAACCAGGGAGCAUACAUUCCUAGAAACCCCUCCAACCUGUCAUUCGGUCCUAUAUAUGGGAGCCAGAUCAGCGCUUCCGAAAUACGGAAACAACCGCGACCCUUCAGAAGCUACAGGCUACGGGGAGAACGUGAGCAGCCAUGGGUCGACGACCCAAGGAUGAAGAAGACCAAGGUCGGCAACUGGAUCACCCUUGGCUUCAUCAUCAUUGGCUUCUGUGUCAGUGGAUACAUCAUGUACACUGGUGUACAAGAGGCUCAGAUACCUGAGCAAUGUCUAAUCAUGGAAGACAACUUCGAGAAGAUUGACCCGGCCAACUGGGGCUACGAGAUCCAGACCGGCGGAUACGGUAACGGAGAGUUUGACUGGACUACCAACGACCCCAAGAACAGCUUCGUCGACGCGGAAGGUCUUCACAUUGUCCCAACUCUCACCACCGAAUCGACCAGUAUUACCGAGGAGCAGAUCGUCAAUGGCUACACACUGAACAUCACCAAGGCAGACGGCGACGGUUCUUGCACAUCCAGCGACUACAAGUCAUGCGGUGUCCGCUCCAACUCCACCACUGGAACCAUCAUCCCUCCUGUUCGCUCCGCACGUAUGACUACCAAGGGCAAGAAGUCGAUCAAGUAUGGCCGCGUAGAGGUUGUUGCAAAGACAGCCAAGGGUGACUGGCUCUGGCCCGCCAUCUGGAUGAUGCCCGAGGAGGACAAAUACGGUGAAUGGCCUCGCAGUGGAGAAAUCGACAUUGCUGAGUUCCGCGGUAACUCGUACAAGUACCCCGAGGGUCGCGACUUUGUUUCCUCCACGCUCCACUGGGGUCCCGACUACAAGCACGACGGCUACAUCAACACUCAUGGUACCUCCUUCUUCCGCCGCACAGACUUCGCUUCCAGCUGGCACACAUUCGGUAUGGAGUGGACCGAGAACUACCUCAUGUUGUAUCUCGACAGCCGCCUCAAGCAGGUCAUGUACUUCAAGUUCAACGAGAAGAACAAGCUAUGGAACAAGGGUGGCUUCAACGGCUUGACGACCAGCAACGGCACUCUUUUCGAGGACCCGUGGAAGCAGGGCGGCAAGAACGCGCCUUUCGACGAGAAGUUCUACCUCAUCCUCAACGUCGCCGUCGGUGCGCAAAAUGGAUGGUUCUUUGACGGCGAAGGUGGCAAGCCGUGGGUUGAUGGCAGUGACUUUGCUGUCCGCGAUUUCUGGAAUGCCAAGGAUGACUGGCUCCCAACCUGGGGCGAGGGCACCGAGCGCGGUAUGACUGUCAAGUCCGUCAAGAUGUGGCAGGCCGGCAAGUGCUAGACCACCAGCAUCUGACUGCCGAACGCUCCUUCCUUUUUUCUAUCCGAUACCCCCACGGGUCCACCUCAUACUAUAACCCGGGUUCACGAACACGGACGUAUCACAUUUCUUUUUUACAACGUCACUCAGGGCACAAGGGCACAUUAGAUGAACGUUUCCCAUUUCUUUUCCUCCCUGGCAUGGCAGAGGCGCCGAGGCGUCU